UCUCGUGGAAACUCAGGAACUCAGGUCGCCAGGGAAGGGUCUUGACACUGCUAUGUAGGGCACGGGCAGCACUCUCCAGGAGGUCUUCAAAAUGAGCUAAGAAGAUGGGCAUAGAGGACGGAUUUCACACCGAGCAGAAUAGGCCAUGCAGGGAAGUUUUUAAAUCUCUUUCAGAGAUUUUUUUUUUGGUAGACAAUCCUGUCACUCGAAGCAGAGAGCCAGGGUAGUAUCUAGGACGCCCUUCCAAGCUGCAUUCGUUAAUUGGUUGCACAUUUUCUGCCAAGGAAGUGAGAAUACAAAAGGUUAAAUUUCUCAUAUAAGAUUAAUUCAGCCAUCUCUGUGAAAUGGUGGAAGCAGAAUAUCAUCAGGCUCUCUAAUCUCAUUUCUCUCGUGCUGUCUUUCUUGGAGCCUAUCAAAGAGUGGCCUGGCAGAGAGUCAGCGCUGGGGAUGCGAUGCAUCAGGCAGUCUCUUUCUGAAACGUGAAAGAGGGCUGUCAUUUAGAAAAUGUAGCUUGCCUUUUAAGGGAGGAUGAAAAGCUCUGUCUCGGAAGACCUAGGCUGUAGACGUGGGGAUUUCAGUAGGAAGCAUUAUGGAUCUGUGGAGCUGCUUAUUUCCAGUGAUGCUGAUGGAGCCAUCCAAAGGGCUGGAAGAUUCAGAGUGGAGAAUGGCUCUUCAGAUGAGAAUGCAGCUGCUCUGCCAGGUACGUGGCGAAGAACAGACGUGCACUUAGAGAACCCAGAAUACCACACCAGAUGGUAUUUCAAGUAUUUUUUAGGACAAGUCCAUCAGAAUUACAUUGGAAAUGAUGCCGAGAAGAGCCCCUUCUUCUUGUCUGUGACCCUUUCUGACCAAAACAAUCAGCGUGUCCCUCAAUAUCGUGCAAUUCUUUGGAGGAAAACAGGUACCCAGAAAAUAUGCCUUCCCUACAGCCCCACCAAAACGCUCUCUGUGAAGUCCAUCUUAAGUGCCAUGAAUCUGGACAAAUUUGAGAAAGGCCCCAGGGAAAUUUUUCAUCCUGAGAUACAAAAGGACUUGCUGGUUCUUGAAGAGCAAGAGGGCUCUGUGAAUUUCAAGUUUGGGGUUCUUUUUGCCAAAGACGGGCAGCUCACUGAUGAUGAGAUGUUCAGCAACGAAAUCGGAAGUGACGCUUUUCAAAAAUUUUUAAACCUCCUGGGUGACACAAUCACUCUAAAGGGCUGGACAGGCUACCGCGGCGGUCUGGACACCAAAAAUGACACCACAGGGACACAUUCGGUUUAUACCGUGUACCAAGGGCACGAGAUCAUGUUUCAUGUGUCCACCAUGUUGCCCUACUCCAAAGAGAACAAACAGCAGGUGGAGAGGAAGCGUCACAUCGGAAACGAUAUCGUCACCAUUGUGUUCCAAGAAGGAGAGGAACCUUCUCCGGCCUUUAAGCCUUCCAUGAUCCGCUCCCAUUUUACACAUAUUUUUGCCUUAGUGAGGUAUGACCAACAAAAUGACAACUACAGGCUGAAAAUAUUUUCAGAAGAAAGCGUACCACUCUUUGGCCCACCCUUACCAUCCCCGCCGGUGUUUACAGAUCACCAGGAAUUCAGGGACUUUUUGCUAGUGAAAUUAAUUAAUGGUGAAAAAGCCACUUUGGAAACGCCAACAUUUGCCCAGAAACGCCGACGUACUCUGGAUAUGUUGAUUCGAUCUUUAUACCAGGAUUUGAUGCCAGAUCUGCAUAAGAACAUGCUUAAUAGACGGUCUUUCAGUGAUGUCUUACCAGAAUCACCCAAGUCGGCGCGGAAGAAAGAGGAGGCCCGCCAGGCAGAGUUUGUUAGAAUAGGGCAGGCGCUGAAACUGAAAUCCAUUGUGAGAGGGGACGCUCCGUCCAGCUUGGUGACUUCAGGGAUCUGUAAAAAAGAGCCUUGGGAGCCCCAGUGUUUCUGCAGUAAUUUCCCUCAUGAAGCCGUGUGUGCAGAUCCCUGGGGCCAGGCCUUGCUGGUCUCCACUGAUGCUGGCGUCUUGCUAGUGGAUGGAGAUUUCAUAUUCCUCUAUGGAGAAAUAGUGAAAAUUUGCGACCUUCCGUCAGUGCCAGUGUUUGACAGAACUGUGCCAGUGAAGCAGAUGCACGUGCUCGAGACCUUGGACCUUCUGAUCCUCAGAGCAGACAAAGGAAAAGACGCCCGCCUGUUUGUGUUCAGGCUGAGCGCUGUGCAAAGGGGCAUGGAGGCCAAACAGGCCGUGAGGAGCAAGUGUGACUGCAGGGAAAACAAGCUGGAGAAAACCAAAGGCUGCCACCUGUAUGCCGUUAACACUCACCACAGCAGAGAGCUGAGAAUCGUUGUUGCCAUUCGAAAUAAACUGCUCCUGAUCACGAGGAAACACAACAAACUACGAGGAGGGGCCAGCAUCUCGCUAUUGUCCCCGCUGUCUGAGUCGCCUGUUGAAGAAUUCCAGUACAUCAGGGAGAUCUGUCUGUCUGACGCUCCUGUGGUGAUGACCUUAGUAGACGGGCCGACAGAAGAGAGUGACAAUCUCAUCUGCGUGGCUUACCGACACCAGUUCGACGUGGUGAACGAGAGCACGGGGGAGGCCUUCAGGCUGCACCACGUGGAGGCCAACAGGGUUAAUUUUGUUGCAGCUAUUGAUGUAUACGAAGAUGGAGAAGCCGGUCUGCUCUUGUGUUACAACUACAGUUGCAUCUAUAAAAAAGUUUGUCCGUUUAAUGGGGGCUCUUUCUUGGUUCAACCUUCUGCGUCAGACUUCCAGUUCUGUUGGAACCAGGCUCCUUAUGCGAUUGUCUGUGCUUUCCCGUACCUCCUGGCCUUCACCACUGACUCCAUGGAGAUCCGCCUGGUGGUGAACGGAAACCUGGUCCACACAGCAGUCGUGCCUCAGCUGCAGCUCGUGGCCUCCAGGUCGGAUAUCUACUUCACAGCCACCGCAGCUGUGAAUGAGGUCUCAUCUGGAGGCAGCUCCAAGGGGGCCAGUGCCCACAAUUCUCCUCAGACACCCCCAGGCCGAGAUACCCCAGUGCUUCCUUCUUCCCUGGGGGAAGGUGAAAUUCAGUCAAAAAGUCUGUACAAGAUUCCACUCAGAAACCUUGUCGGCAGAAGCAUCGAGCGACCUCUGAAAUCGCCCUUAGUCUCCAAGGUCAUCACCCCGCCCACCUCCAUCGGGGUUGGGAUCGCUGCCAUUCCGGUCACUCAUUCCUUGUCUCUGUCCCGAAUGGAAAUUAAAGAAAUAGCAAGCAGGACCCGCAGGGAGCUCCUGGGCCUCUCCGAUGAAGGUGGACCCAGGUCAGAAGGAGCACCAAAGCCCAAAUCAAAAGCCCGGAAGCAGUUAGAAGAAAGCCAAGGAGGCCCCAAGCCAGGGACAGUGAGAUCAACUAGCAGCGACAGGAUCACAUCGGGCUCCUUGGAAAGUCCUUCUACUUCCGAAGCCAAUCCUGAAGGGCAUUACCACUCGACAAGCUCUGACCAGGACCCUGGGGCAGACAGAGAAGGCAGCCCAGUCUGGGCCGGCAGCCCCUUUCAGCUCACAGCCUCCUCCGAUGAAGACAUUAUUGACUUGAAGUAAACAGAGUCCGAAUCGAGUUUGCCACCAUUAAUUUUCUUAUGGAGGCUUUAUACUUUUUAACCAGUUCUGACAUCAUUUCUCAACAAAAUGUGGCUUUAAGCCUGUCCGUGAUCUAUUGGACCAAACCUUUGGCACACUCGGCCAAUUUGGGUCACUCUCCAGUGUCCAGUGCCAUCUUUCUCGACCUUUGUUUCUUUCUGUUCAGGAACCAUCAGUCCCCUUGUAAUACAGGUGGUAGAUUUCAUUGAGGUUUUAGAUAGAAACUUUGAAUAAAUCAAAAAUGUUCAUUCUUA
This is a messenger RNA of Rhinolophus ferrumequinum (greater horseshoe bat), 3842 nucleotides long. RefSeq names its product GTPase activating Rap/RanGAP domain like 3 (gene GARNL3). Gene Ontology annotation, cellular component: cytoplasm. Bases 529 to 3549 code for a protein of 1006 amino acids. Gene Ontology annotation, molecular function: GTPase activator activity. The record is from RefSeq and is a predicted model, not a curated record. NCBI's taxonomy places the organism in Eukaryota, Metazoa, Chordata, Mammalia, Chiroptera, Rhinolophidae. The transcript has 30 exons. Gene Ontology annotation, biological process: regulation of small GTPase mediated signal transduction; activation of GTPase activity.